UACGUCACAACUAACAAAGCAAAACUGAAAAUCAUUGAACAAAACACAAGGAUUGUCAAACUGACAGUAUAACCUAGAAGUCCAGUUAUUUUGCCAAAUGUUGGAAUGAAUUAAUUACAUUGGGAAUAGUGAAAAAAUGUAGAUUUGUCAAGCCAUUUGCAUCCGAUUAGUGACCGAGACAGCUUGCCCUAAGUGCACCACGUAUAUUCUAAAGAACACAGUGCGAAAAAAUCCGAAUUAGCAUCCCAGCCCGAUACAAUGACUGCACUAAACCCCAGCGCUCAGUUGCGCUACCUUUUGCAAUGGUUUGGUGAGUGGAGCGAGCUGCAAAAGUCGGAUUUUCUGCUGAUUUUAGCCGAAAACUAUGCCCACAAGGCGUAUGUGAACGGCAUUGUUAACAGCAUUUCCAACAUGAACUACAACGACAAACCGAUGUCCUUGUUUGAGUGCCGUAUCAAACUGUUCAAGGAAUGGUUCACACAGUGGAACAUUGAAAUGAAGGAGAAUUUUCUGAAGAAAAUCAGCGAAAUUGAUCCAAUUUUCUUCGCAAAACUCAAUGCGGAAAUUGAGGAGAAAGCAGGCGCUGAUAUCAACAACGUGGAGCAGCAGGAGAACCAUAUAGAAGAUCAUCAAUAGAUUUUGGUGAUUUUUCAUUGGUUGCGGUAUUAUAAAACUUUCCUUCGUAUUUAACAAAAAGGGAGGGAUUUUGCUCAUUUCUGAAUCUCACAUCGGACUGAAAUUAUCUUGCCAUUGCAAAGCAGUUGCGCUGAAGGAAGUAAACAUAUGGUUCAUCUAAAGCCCCAACUGCUAGUGAAAUAAUUAAUUUAAUAAGCUCUAUUUUUAUAUAGAACAACUACACUGCCCAAUUUCUUCGUAUCUCAGUAAGAAGCCUGCAAUACUUAUUUUUCGCAGGAUUCCGAUUCAAUCAAAUAGCCACUAAAUGUAUAGAAUGGUUUAUUGGUUUGGUUUACACUUAAUAGCAAUGGCAAUUGUUUUAGAUGAACCAUUUGCGAUAUUCACAUGUGAUUCAUUUAUAUAUUUUUAUGUAAAUAUAAUAUAUUACUUUAUUGCUGGCAAAACUAGGUUGAGCCGGCAGGCUUGAAUAUUUUUCUUGUUUAAUUACUGCUAAUAAACUAUAUAGUAAA
Messenger RNA from Dendroctonus ponderosae (mountain pine beetle), 1145 nucleotides. RefSeq lists its product as uncharacterized. The record is from RefSeq and is a predicted model, not a curated record. The coding region runs from base 259 to 636 and encodes 125 amino acids. The transcript is spliced from 2 exons. Lineage: Eukaryota; Metazoa; Arthropoda; Insecta; Coleoptera; Curculionidae.